Messenger RNA from Theileria equi strain WA, 1255 nucleotides. Its product is annotated as acid phosphatase protein, putative. The record is from RefSeq and is a predicted model, not a curated record. NCBI's taxonomy places the organism in Eukaryota, Apicomplexa, Aconoidasida, Piroplasmida, Theileriidae. The coding region runs from base 80 to 1255 and encodes 391 amino acids. Gene Ontology annotation, molecular function: ferric iron binding; acid phosphatase activity; ferrous iron binding. The transcript is spliced from 2 exons.
AUUCAAUUCUUUUGCACAGUUCUUCGGUCAUUUGUGCAUCUCAUGUAUUAUAAUCUAUAAAGGGUGAAAUAUAUCGAAAAUGAUCAAGAUGUGUGCGGCAUUUUCCCUAUUUCUGCUGUAUUGCAGUUUUGUGAGCGCAAAACUGCGAUUUGCGUCCAUAGGGGAUUGGGGAACUGGAACAAAAACACAAGCUAAAGUAGCUGGAAAACUCAAGGAAAUUGUACAAAAUGAACGCGUUACAUUUCUCGUAUCACCAGGCUCUAACUUUGAAUAUGGUGUUUCUGGCAUCUCCGACGAUAAGUGGAUCUCACAGUUUGAAAAUAUCUAUAACGAUGAUUCUGGAAUUAUGGACAUACCCAUGUUUACUGUACUAGGUUCUGGAGAUUGGCAAGGUGAUUACAACUCUCAGAUUAACAGGUCGCAACAAAUAUACCUUAAUGGGCAAACCAUUACUGUAAAUGAGGAAGGAAAGAAGACAAAUGGGCUUCCUAGGCUUAUUAUGCCGAAUUGGUGGUAUCACUAUUUUACACACUUUGCUACAAACGCAAGCGUAUCCUUGUUAAAGAGUGGUCACAAGGACAUGAGUGUUGGCUUUAUAUUCAUAGAUACCUGGAUCUUGUCUCAUGCAUUUCCCUUUAAGGAUGUCACGGAUUCGGCCUGGAACGAAUUGAAGACCACCUUAGAAAUUGCACCCAAAAUUGUAGACUACAUUAUUGUUGUCGGUGACAAGCCUAUAAUAUCUUCAGGUGCUUCAAAGGGAGACUCAAACUUGGCCUACCACUUACUUCCCCUCCUCAAGGAGGCUCAAGUCGAUGCCUAUAUUGCUGGACAUGAUCAUGAUAUGGAGUUUAUAGAUUAUCAAGACAUAUCGCUUAUUGUCUGUGGUUCUGGAGGUGCCAAGGGAAGGAAGGCUCUCCUAAAGUCAUCUUAUUCCAAGUUCUUUAGCGAUGCUCCAGGUUUCUGCCUCCAUGAGCUUGACGCUGAUGGUUUUACCACAAAGUUUAUAGAUGGAGAAACUGGUCAAGUUAUCUUCUCUCACACUAGAGCUCCAAAGGAGAGGAAGCAGAGACAAUUUGGAAAUGAGAUUCAACAGAUAUCAAAAUUACCAGAUGUUAUUCUCCAUCCAGUUGGUUUCUUUGGAAACGUUACACAUAAGGACACAUUCACUAGGAUUGUUGGUACUAUUGGUAUCAUAAUUGCACUGGUUCAUGUUGUUUUGGCUACCAGUACAACUCUAGGCAAGUCCGUUAAUUAA